This is a messenger RNA of Perognathus longimembris pacificus (Pacific pocket mouse), 814 nucleotides long. RefSeq names its product histone H2A type 2-C. Gene Ontology annotation, cellular component: nucleosome. The coding region runs from base 160 to 549 and encodes 129 amino acids. Gene Ontology annotation, molecular function: structural constituent of chromatin; protein heterodimerization activity; DNA binding. NCBI's taxonomy places the organism in Eukaryota, Metazoa, Chordata, Mammalia, Rodentia, Heteromyidae. The transcript has a single exon. The record is from RefSeq and is a predicted model, not a curated record.
GAGUCGACUUUAUUGGCCGUUUCUGGAAUCCUAUCGGGACCAAUGAAAAGCCGGUUCCUAACCCCACCCCUGGGAAAGCUUAUAAAGGCUUGGCUUCCUCUAAAUCCUAUUUUGUUGCAAAUUGUGAGCUGUCGUUUUUUCAGUUGUUGAUCUCAGGCCAUGUCUGGUAGGGGCAAGCAAGGCGGCAAGGCGCGCGCCAAGGCCAAGUCGCGGUCUUCCCGCGCCGGCCUGCAGUUCCCGGUGGGGCGUGUGCACCGCCUGCUGCGCAAGGGCAACUACGCGGAGCGGGUGGGGGCCGGUGCGCCGGUGUACAUGGCGGCCGUGCUGGAGUACCUGACGGCCGAGAUCCUGGAGCUGGCGGGCAACGCGGCCCGCGACAACAAGAAGACGCGCAUCAUCCCCCGCCACCUGCAGUUGGCCAUCCGCAACGACGAGGAGCUCAACAAGCUGCUGGGCAAGGUGACCAUCGCCCAGGGCGGCGUGCUGCCCAACAUCCAGGCCGUUCUGUUACCAAAGAAAACUGAAAGCCAUAAGGCCAAAAGCAAAUGAUCCUGAUGACAGGAUAAACCAAAGACCACCAAAGGCUCUUUUUAGAGCCACCCAACUCUUCAAAUAAAGAGCUAAUAUGCUAUCUUGUGGUCAGCCCUUCACUCGAUACUUUGGUGGCUCUUAAAAGAGCCUUUUGAGUAAAUGGAGGUAAUGCCAAGCCUGAUUACUUGUUCUUGCCCGGCUUGUGGCUCUCCGUUUUCUUAGGCAACAGGACCGCCUGGAUAUUGGGCAACACUCCGCCCUGAGCAAUGGUGACACCUCCGAG